This is a messenger RNA of Oncorhynchus nerka (sockeye salmon), 1453 nucleotides long. RefSeq names its product protein Shroom-like. NCBI's taxonomy places the organism in Eukaryota, Metazoa, Chordata, Actinopteri, Salmoniformes, Salmonidae. The transcript is spliced from 7 exons. The coding region runs from base 1 to 636 and encodes 211 amino acids. The record is from RefSeq and is a predicted model, not a curated record.
AUGUUGAAUGGUCAGCUGGGCUACAUGACCGUUACUUGUUCAUCCAAAUUCAUGCAGCCAGGGAAUGAGUCCAACCAUGUUAAGUGUCAUUUCUGUGCAUCUACAGGUGGGAAGCCCACUGGAGUGCUGUGUGGAGAACCCUCGGCCCCACUGAGGAGAUGUGCUGCCCAGUCGUCCUCCAACAACCACGAAGACUCCAAGGCCGGGGUGAGAUGGCUCAACGCUGAUCUCACACACACACACACACACACACACACACACACACACACACACACACACACACACACACACACACACACACACACACACACACACACACACACACACACACACACACACACACACACACACACACACAAUCUAGAAUUUCCCAUGUUGACGAGGACUUUCACUUUGCUUUCAUGUAGUUGGCCUACUCAUUUCUGUUCUAAUAAUGUACCCUUUUCCCCCUUCAUCUCCUCUUUGAAUGGAGACAAUGACAUGGGAAAUGCUGAUAACGCUGUUGAGGUCGUUCCCACCCCAGAACAGAGGGAUGAGGCUCCCCAGCCCUCCACAGGGGCUUCCCAGCCCGCCGCAGGGAUGACGUCAGGCCGCAGGAACCCCCCAGGGGGCAAGUCCAGCCUCAUCCUGGGUUGAGGUCCUUCUCUUUCUCAGAACUCCGCCGUCCUUUUCUCUUUUUUUUAAAAGAAGAAUCUCCACCUGGUCAUCUGAGUCCAGGAAUUUCGUCCCGUCCUCUUCUCUCUCCCCGAGUCUAUUGUUUUGAUACGUUUUUUUUGAUAAUGAUGUAGGUGCAGAGGCCAAUCCUGCUCCAGAUCAGAGGGACGAGACGCUCCAGCUGUCAAGAGGGUUCUCCCAGCCUGCCGCAGGGAUGCUAUCAGGCCACAGGAACUCCCCAGAGGGCAUGUCCAGCCUCAUCCUGGGUUGAGGUCUGAUGCCUAUUUUACUGUCUGCCUUGUACAGCAAAACCUGUGGUUCAAUCAAUGUACAGGCCCCCAGUGUCUGGUCUGGAGCGCGAAGUCACAAGCUCUGCUGGUCGGCUACUGCGACGGCGGUACAUUCCCCGACAGGAUUUCCUGCACGGACUCUGCUGUGAAAUCACAAAGACCCCCCAAAAAUUCAACGGCAUUCACAAUGUGUCACACCCUGACCAUAGUUUGCUUUGUAUGUUUCUAUGUUUUGUUUGGUCAGGGUGUGAUCUGAGUGGGCAUUCUAUGUUACAUGUCUAGUUUGUCUAUUUCUAUGUUUGGCCUGAUAUGGUUCUCAAUCAGAGGCAGGUGUUAGUCAUUGUCUCUGAUUGGGAACCAUAUUUAGGUAGCCUGUUUGGUGUGGUUUUGUGGGUGAUUGUUCCUGUCUCUGUGUUUGCACCAGAUAGGACUGUUUUUGGGGUUUUCACGUUUCUUGUUUUUGUUAGUUUGUUCAUGUGAAGUGCUUUAUUAAACAUGAAUCAAAAUAA